UUGUGUGCUCCCACUUCCUCUCCAUACUUCAGUUUGAUGUCAGGUCUAGCUGCCCUGGACGCCAAGUGCUCCAGCCGCCUGGGCAUCAUGACUAUCUCCUACUAUCUCUGGACUACCUUUGUUGCUGUGGUAGUGGGCAUUGUCAUGGUGUACAUCAUCCAUCCAGGUGGAGCUGCUCAGAAGGAGGACUCUGAGGACAGCAAGAAGCCAAUGACCAGUUCUGCCGACGCUCUGCUGGAUCUCAUUCGCAACAUGUUUCCAGCCAACUUGGUUCAAGCUACGUUUCAACAGUAUCGAACCCAGAGAGUCCCAGAACUCAUCCCCAAACCAACGGUGGCUCAGCUCCUGGACGAGACCACCACGCGCAGGGUCUACAUCUACGGCAUCCAGGAUGACAACGGCACUGACGUCCAGAACUUCUCCCUGGAUCUCACGCCGCCACCUGACGUCAUCAUGAAAACAUCACCUGGUACCAGCGAAGGCAUGAAUGUGCUGGGGAUUGUUAUUUUCUCUGCAACCAUGGGGAUAAUGUUGGGGAGAAUGGGGCCCAAUGGAAGCGCUCUGGUCAACUUCUGCCAGAGUUUGAAUGAGGCAGUUUUGAAGAUUGUCGCCAUUGUCAUCUGGUAUUUCCCUUUUGGCAUUGUGUUCCUGGUUGCCGGUAAGAUCUUGGAGAUGGACGACCCUUCAGCCAUGGGGAAGAAGUUGGGCUUUUAUGCCAUCACGGUGGUAAUGGGCUUGGUGCUGCAUGGUCUAUUCAUCCUACCAGCGAUGUACUUCUUCAUCACGAAGAAGAGCCCCAUCGUUUACAUCAGAGGCAUUCUGCAGGCCCUACUGAUUUCCUUGGCCACGUCUUCCAGCUCUGCCACUCUGCCUAUCACCUUCAAGUGCCUCCUUGAGAACAACCACAUCGACAGACGCAUCAUCCGCUUCGUGCUGCCUGUGGGGGCCACCAUCAACAUGGACGGCACCGCACUCUACGAGGCUGUGGCAGCCAUCUUCAUCGCCCAAGUGAAUAACUAUGAGCUUGACUUUGGACAGAUCAUCACAAUUAGCAUCACGGCCACCGCAGCCAGUAUUGGUGCAGCUGGAAUCCCGCAAGCUGGACUUGUUACCAUGGUGAUCGUGCUGACCUCUGUGGGUCUGCCCACUGAUGACAUCACUCUCAUCAUUGCUGUUGACUGGGCUUUGGAUCGAUUCAGGACCAUGGUCAAUGUGAUGGGCGACGCCCUGGCCACAGGUAUCAUGGCUCAUAUCUGCAGAAAAGAUUUUGUCAAAGAGGGCGAGCAGGUGCCUCUGAUCUGCGAAACGAAGCCCAUGAUAAGUAUCCAGCAGAUGAUGACCUACCAGAAUCAGAAGAACGGCUGCUACCAGCCGCCUCCACCAGGCAGCAAGCAGGACCACCUCUCCCCGGACGUGGCUCGCCUGAUCCAGCUAGAGGAGGGGAUUCGGCCGAUCGAGAAGAAGAAACACGCUCACUCCUCUCACCACAAGAGAGAGCACAGGGACAAGGACCACUGUUCCGUCGACAUGAACGGGCUGGAGACUAACGUAUAAAAGCAGCUGCCCUGCCAACAGCUACUGGCUCAUCCACAGCCGCUGGACCAGCAGAGGAGGAAGACAGAUUGAAGAGUUCAGGUGAAUUAAGUUCACACACUUUUGCCCUCCGAGAAGGACAGCGGCCCAGAGUGGAUGACUGCAGGAAAAAAAGACCUUUUUUUUCUACAUAACCUAAAUAAUGACCCACAUUUGAUUGUGUAUGUUUGUGUGUGUACAUAUUUAUCAGAGAUGUAUUAUUUGGUACAAGCAGUGACAUUGUGCCGCUCUGGCUGACAGACGUUUCAAACCGGAGAAGUGAUCCUGCUUGAGGUUUCACUAACAUCCCCCCAGACCUGUGAGUCAGCCCAUCUUUAAGGAGUGGAAAUGGAGAACACAGUAGCUAAUGUCAGAUAUAAUUAAAGGAACCUCUCCCUCUGUGGACUGCAGAAAAAAACGGAAAUAUCACAUGUAUCUCUUUAUUCAUUAUGACCUUUUUUGGUAUGUUUUUAGCAUAAUAUUGACUGGGGUUUUUUGUAUAUUUCACUUUUUGUCACACUGUUCUCUAUAAUGAAACUCAGAAAAAAUGUCUGAAAUCUUAUAUUCGGAAGCAUUUUUUCCAAAUGAUUCAGUGACUCAGUAAAUCGCAAAACAAAGAGACAAAUCAAGGUAAAUUGAGCUACAAGAAAAUCACUAAAAUCAGUAUUUAAAACACACAAAUGCAACUAUUUGGUUCACAUUCAAGAAAGAAACAGGGAUUCUUUACGAUUUCCCAAAUUUUCUCAGCAACACCUUUUCCCUGCACUUCUCUGCCUUGUUGUCUAAUACCUGCAGUACUGUACGGUCAUAGCCAGAAUCAGGGCAAAAAUGAUGAUGAAGGUCACGAUGAAAAUGAAGACGAGUGUUUGCCCUUGUGUUGAAGUCAUGUCAAGUUGUCUUUGCACCCCAUUGUAUUCCCUCUUUGCCUUAAACAACCAAAGGAGAAGCAUAUGGGACCAGUGCGUUACUGAUGUGCGCCAAAACAGCCGAGACAAACUGCAUUAAAAACACAACUCAAGUCGUCAACCACACGUCACACUCUGAACUCUGUCCAUAUGUAUGUGAUAUAUGCUGUACAUGUACUGUAUGUAUUUCAAAAGUUUAAAAAAAUGUAGAUUUUACUACCAUGUCAGUUUGUUUCAUGAGCUGCCAUUCUGUAUUUGUAAAAAGAAACAUUUCACUGUAGUCCAAAAUUUAUAAAAAUGUACCAACUGUAAAAAAAAAAAAGAAAUAUCAAGAAAUGGAAAAUAUAUCAAAAAUAUACAAAUGGUAUUCUGUUUGACUUUUUUUAAUGGAUCUGAGAGUUACAAGAUUGUUUGAGUUUGUCAGAACUUCAGGCACAAGUCUGCUGUAUGACACUUCAAGGACUUAAAACUAGAAAGUGUUUAUUUGGAAAUGUGACAAGCUGUGACAUUCCCCUGCAUCCUCUAUCAUGAAAAUGCUUCUGUUAACUCAUUCGCCUGAACAAAUGUCCUAUUCAUACCGGAAUAAAUCCCAAUGUAAACUAAAGACAAGUGAGCUGUCAAAUAAGAAAACAAAAGAGAUUUAAAAGAUUACCGAUGAGUCCGAGCCAAGUGCACUACAGGUGACUUUGGAGCAUGGAUGACUUAUUAAAACUGGGCUCAGCUAAGAUCUCAUGUAGAUGCACACAAAGACACUACAAUACAUGAUCUUCUCAAUAAAUGU
Thunnus maccoyii (southern bluefin tuna) is the source of this 3258-nucleotide messenger RNA. It is a transcript of the gene slc1a7a, whose product is annotated as solute carrier family 1 member 7a. The coding region runs from base 37 to 1554 and encodes 505 amino acids. Gene Ontology annotation, molecular function: L-glutamate transmembrane transporter activity; glutamate:sodium symporter activity; neutral L-amino acid transmembrane transporter activity. The transcript has 9 exons. NCBI's taxonomy places the organism in Eukaryota, Metazoa, Chordata, Actinopteri, Scombriformes, Scombridae. Gene Ontology annotation, biological process: L-glutamate transmembrane transport. Gene Ontology annotation, cellular component: plasma membrane. The record is from RefSeq and is a predicted model, not a curated record.